AUGUCUUCUUUCCAUGGGAGUGGUCUUGGCGGAAGUGACCAAGUUAUUUUCUAUUCGCCGCCGAUUACAAAGGUAAUUCACUUCAUCGUUUUUCGUUUCCUUUUCUUUUUCACUGGGUCCUUGUGUGCUGGAAGAACUAUUGAAGGUGUUUAUUUUUACAUAUGGUUGACAAUUUCUAUAUUUGUUGUGAAAGCUCUGCGCAGAGAUAGUCCCAGUGGUUUUCUUCGGUUUAGCAAGUUAAUAUUCGUAGUUUGUGUAGAGGCGGAGGAGGAGUGCAAGAAUUGCUGUGGUUCGCAUGACAUUAUCGAACAGAAGAGUAAGGAAAAAUACUUGGUGUCCAUAGACAGUGAAGAAGACACCAUCCUUGAGACAAGUGAAGUUGCCGGAUGGAGGGCCAAUUCAGUCCAGGAUGAGGGCAAUGGCAAAUCCACUCGAGUCUGCCAAAUAUGCAUUAAUGGAGAGCAUUGCACUUGUUCUUCCGUUAUUGAACAACCUUUACAAGCAGUAAAAGAAGUGCAAACAUCCCCAGUGGUCUUGGCAACUGAAGAAUCAAAAGCUAUCAGAAACUUCAUUCAGUUCUUGAAAGACACAGCAAAUAGAGAAUUUCAAGUCAUACUUGUCAGCACUGAUGAGGACACAAGCAAGAUAGAGCUUAAAGUGGACGAUGCAAUCACAGAUAAUUCUUUGAAAGCAAUUAAAAAUAGUCUUCAAGCUGUCCCAGGUGUUCAAAGCAUUUGUGUAGACCCUGAACUGAACAGAAUUUCUGUUUCUUGCGAACCAGAUUCCCCUGCACCUAGAAGUUUUAUCAUAGUGACCGAAUCAACUGAAGCUGGGAAUUUCAAGGCCAUGAUAUUUGCUGAAGGGAGAAGAGGAAGAGAAAGUCGUAGACAGGAGGAAACUGAGCAUUUGCAGUACUUUCUGCUUUUGUGGUUUUUGUUUCUUGCAUUUAUUUUAUUUUUAGCAUCCAUGCUUUCCAUUAAUGUCCCUGCAAUUAAGCAUUAUUUGGACAUCAAAGUAGUCAAUAUGCUGACAGUAGGGGCAAUUAUCAGGUGGGUGCUAUCCACUCCGAUGCUGCUUAUGCAGCUUAUCAUCCUUUGGCAAUUCUAUACAGCACCCAACAAGACACUGAAUUGUUGUUCUGUUGAUAUGGAUGUGUUUACUGCCCUAAAAGCGAAUAUAAUCUACUUUUGUUCAGUCUAUUCAGUUUUGAGGACUGCUUUUUCUUCGGAUGUUCAAGGAGUGGACUUCUUUGGGACUAGCUUAAUGUUUAUGGCCUUCAAUCUUCUUGGGACGUAUCUAGAUGCAUUCGUUAGGAGGAAGAGAUCUCAAGUCAUCACCAAGCACAAGGGAUUGGCAAAGGAAACGAUAACAUUAUUGACUUUGGUUCAUAAAGAAAAUUUGACUGUCAAAGAAGAAAUUGAUAGUAGGUUAGGGUUAACUGAUGUCAUUAGACUAAUUCCUGGUGCAAAAGCUAAAUGGGAGAAGAGCCAUGCGAAUGAGAAUGGAGUUGUGUAUUUUAAGGGGAGAAGUUUUGGAUCAGACAGUGUUCUCUCACAGAUCGCUCAUCUUGUUCAGUCUGAUCAGAAGGCGGAAGGUCCUGUGAAGGAAUUUGCUAAAACUAUUUCCAAAUUCUUUCUCAUUUUGGGUAUUAUUGUUUCUUUUUUAUUUUGGCUUGCCUGGUUUUUAGCUGGAAAGUUCCAUGCCUACCCAAAAUCUUGGUUACCGCAUUCCAUGGAUAGGUCUCAUCUUGCAGCCCUAGUUUGGAUAUCUGUUAUGGCAAUAGCUUCGCCGUGUUCUCUUCCCCUAGCAACUGAAAUUGCUGCCAUGGUUGCCGCCCAGGUUGGCGCAUCCAGGGGUGUUCUAAUAAAAAAUGACCGAGCAUUAGAAUGGGCACAUAAGGUGGAUUGCAUUGUUUUCAACAAGAGAACUCUUACCGUUGGAAAGCCAGUGGUUGUUGACAUAACACUUCUGAAAAAUAUGAAACCUAAAGAAUUUUUCCUACUUGUUGCUGCAGUUGAGGCAAAUAGUAGGCACCCUUUAGCCAAGGCCAUUAUAGAGCACGCCAAGGAAUGCGGGGAAGACAAAGAUAACUUUCUCUUGCCUGAAGCUCAUGAUUUUGACUUAAUUGCUGGCCGCGGGUUGAAAGCUAUUGUCCAGAGCAAGCAAAUACUCGUGGGAAACAAGAGCUUGAUGAUUGAACACAACAUUUCAAUCCCGGAUGACGCUAAGAAAAGCUCGCAGAAAUUGAAAGGAAGGGUCAAACUGGAGUUUUAGUAUCCAUAGACUCUGAACUAACUGGAGUUGUAGCCAUAUCUGAUCCAAUGAA
Molecule: messenger RNA, 2326 nt
Organism: Hevea brasiliensis (rubber tree)
Lineage: Eukaryota; Viridiplantae; Streptophyta; Magnoliopsida; Malpighiales; Euphorbiaceae
Product: probable copper-transporting ATPase HMA5
Exons: 6
Coding region: 1-2274 (757 amino acids)
Molecular function (GO): nucleotide binding; metal ion binding
Source: RefSeq, a predicted model, not a curated record